CCGUCCUCAUGCCCUCACCAGGCAACCCCCCCAUUUUGGGGCCACCUUCCCUAAUUACCCAUCGGGACAGCAAGUAUCUAAUGACUUCUUCCUUUUUUUUUCUCUUUUUCAGGAACAAGGAAACCCAGUCCAAAAUUUGAAAAAUAAACCAUGAAGUGCAGUGAAAAGGACUCAGCAGAUUCCAAAGAAAGUGAUUUGGCGAGAAAGAAAUUGGACUGGUCCUGCUCGCUCAUCGUGGCAUCUCUCGUAGGCGCCUUCGGCUCCUCCUUCCUCUACGGGUACAACCUGUCCGUGGUGAACGCCCCCGCUCAGUACAUCAAGUCCUUCUACAAUGAAUCAUGGGAAAGAAGACACGGGCAUCCAAUAGACCCAGAUACUCUGACUCUGCUCUGGUCUGUGACGGUGUCCAUAUUCGCCAUCGGUGGACUCGUGGGGACUUUAAUGGUGAAGCUGAUCGGAAAAGUUCUUGGGAGGAAGUACACUCUGCUGGUCAACAAUGGAUUUGCAAUUUCUGCUGCAUUGCUGAUGGCCUGUUCUCUGCAGGCAGGAGUCUUCGAAAUGCUCAUUGUGGGACGCUUCAUCAUGGGCGUGGAUGGAGGCAUCGCCCUCAGCGCACUCCCCAUGUACCUGAACGAGAUCUCGCCCAAGGAGAUCCGUGGCUCUCUGGGGCAGGUGACCGCCAUCUUCAUCUGCAUUGGCGUGUUCACCGGGCAGGUGCUGGGCCUGCCUGAGCUGCUGGGAAAGGAGAGCACCUGGCCAUACCUGUUUGGAGUGAUUGCUGUCCCCGCCUUUGUGCAGCUGGUGAGCCUGCCCUUUCUCCCUGAGAGCCCGCGCUACCUGCUCUUUGAGAAGCAUGACCAGGCAGGAGCCGAGAAAGCCUUCCAGACUUUCCUGGGCAAAGAGGAUGUCUCCCGAGAGGUGGAGGAAGUCCUGACGGAGAGCUGCGUGCAGAGGAACGUCCAGCUGGUGUCCGUGCUGGAGCUGCUCCGGAGUCCCCUCGUGCGCUGGCAGGUCUUCACUGUGGUCGCCACCAUGGCCUGCUACCAGCUCUGUGGUCUCAACGCGAUUUGGUUCUACACCAAUAGCAUCUUUGGAAAAGCUGGGAUCUCACCAGAAAAGAUCCCAUACAUCACCUUGAGCACCGGUGGCAUCGAGACUUUGGCCGCCAUCUUCUCUGGCUUGGUCAUCGAGCGCCUAGGACGGAGACCCCUCCUCAUGGGCGGCUUUGGGCUGAUGGCCCUCUUCUUUGGGAUCCUCACCAUCACGCUGACACUGCAGGACCACGCCCCCUGGAUCCCAUACCUGAGUAUCGUGUGCAUCCUGGCCAUCAUUGCCUCAUUCUGCAGCGGUCCAGGGGGCAUCCCAUUCAUCUUGACUGGAGAGUUCUUCCAGCAAUCCCAGCGGCCGGCUGCCUUCAUCAUUGCAGGCACCGUCAACUGGCUCUCCAACUUCGCUGUUGGCCUCCUCUUCCCAUUCAUUCAGGAAAGUCUGGGCACCUACUGUUUCCUGGUCUUUGCCGCAAUCUGCCUCACAGGUGCUGUCUAUUUCUAUUUUGUCCUGCCUGAGACAAAAAACAGAACCCAGGCGGAAAUCAGCCAGGCAUUCGCCAAAAGGAACAAGGCAUACCCACCGGAGAACACUGACUCAGCUGCAUCUGACACUAAGGUGACCAGAAGGCCCGAGCCAGACCCCGCCUCCACUCUGGACAAUUAUGUCAAAAAUGGGGUCAUCUAAAUGGAUGAUCUCACCAUUCCAGGAAACCAAAGAUUUCCCUACAUGGUUAAUAGUAUUAAGUAUUUAAAAAUAAACCUUUGCUAAUCUAAUGUCACAACCAUUUGGGUUUUAUUCAUAGCUGAGUCUCCAAAGUCUUCUGGAAGGUGGAAGGGAUUUCAGCUUGUGUUUCUGUAGAUCCACCCUUCUUCUAUUUGGAUCAACGGCCUGUCUCCUUCAUGACUUAGCCCAUGGUUUCAAAAUGAAAUUGGGGAAAUAGCACUUGACAGCUUUUCUCAGAGGAAAACAGUAUAAGAAACAGGGGACACAGGGACAGGAAGCCACAGACUGAGGUGCUAGUUCCAUACGUAGCCUCGAGCUGCCUUCAGCCUAGGUCCUGGGGCCUUGAGGGGCCUUGGGCUUUGGUCCUAGAUGAAGGUUUUCGGAAUUUAGUGGAAAGACUCUUUGUACCUCCUAAUACAUACCUGUGACCAA
Messenger RNA from Odobenus rosmarus divergens (Pacific walrus), 2205 nucleotides. RefSeq names its product solute carrier family 2 (facilitated glucose transporter), member 9 (gene SLC2A9). Gene Ontology annotation, cellular component: membrane. The transcript is spliced from 12 exons. Gene Ontology annotation, molecular function: hexose transmembrane transporter activity. Gene Ontology annotation, biological process: monosaccharide transmembrane transport. The record is from RefSeq and is a predicted model, not a curated record. Bases 151 to 1734 code for a protein of 527 amino acids. NCBI's taxonomy places the organism in Eukaryota, Metazoa, Chordata, Mammalia, Carnivora, Odobenidae.